This is a messenger RNA of Thunnus maccoyii (southern bluefin tuna), 5114 nucleotides long. Its product is annotated as DDB1- and CUL4-associated factor 1-like. Gene Ontology annotation, biological process: protein ubiquitination. The transcript has 25 exons. Bases 234 to 4904 code for a protein of 1556 amino acids. Gene Ontology annotation, cellular component: Cul4-RING E3 ubiquitin ligase complex; nucleus. NCBI's taxonomy places the organism in Eukaryota, Metazoa, Chordata, Actinopteri, Scombriformes, Scombridae. The record is from RefSeq and is a predicted model, not a curated record. Gene Ontology annotation, molecular function: nuclear estrogen receptor binding; histone H2AT120 kinase activity.
UCAUUAAAAGUGGACAGUCGCUCAUGAGAUGACGUGGGGAACGUGUUCGCCAUAAUGAUAAUAAACCGUCAACACAAAGCUACAACAAAACAAGGGGUUUGGUUGUGAGAUGUCCAUCGAUAACUAGUUAGUCACCUUUGCAGCAGUCAAGUCUGAGCAUAUAUCGGUGGAUACAAGUCUUGGCAGAUUUGGCAAAACCAAAGAAGAACUGAGCGGAACAACGAGGCAACGUUAUGGCGUCAGCAUCUGCCAGUGUGGACUCCAAGGCAGAGCUGACUGCUCUACUGGAACAGUGGGAGAGAGAACAGGAAGGCAGCACACAGGAGCUGGUUAACAUCAUCACCAAAAUCUCAGAGCUUGUUGAGAAGGAGACAGAGGAGUACCACAAAGCAGACCCAGACCCUUUUGAUGAUCGACAUCCCGGGAGAGCUGAUCCAGAAUGUGUGUUAGGGCACCUACUCAAGAUCCUGUUCAAGAAUGAUGACUUCAUGAACACACUUGUGAAUAGCUAUGUGAUGACCAGCAGAGAAUUUUCCCUCAAUGCAGCAGCUUGUCGCCUGCUUCAGAACAUCAUGCCUGGGCUGGAGACAGCUGUGGUCUUUCAGGAAAAGGAGGGCAUUGUUGAAAGGCUGUUUAAGUGGGCUCAGGAGGCCGAGCAGCCCCUCAGAAUCUAUGCCACAGGCUUGUUGGCGGGAGCCAUGGAGAACCAGGACAUAGCAGCCAACUACAGGGAGGAGAACUCUGUUUUGGUGCCUUUGAUGUUGCAUCGGCUGCGUGAGCUUCAGGAUAAGGAUGCUGAGAACAAAAGGGAAAUCAAACGCCCCAGCCCCAGGAAGACUUUGAGUGAACCUCUGUUACCUUUGGAUGAGGAGACUGUCGACGGAGGCUUUGAAGAGAAGCCCUUCACACCAGACAGAAACGGGGCUGAAAGGGAGGGGACGGGGCCAGACGGGGAUGGCGAAAUUCCCUUUUCAACCAUCGAGCCUGAAAACGAGCUCUCGUUCCGUCUCAACUCCCCACAUAAGACCAGCAGCCGCGCCAACUCGGCUGUUAAAACCAUGAUGAAGCCCAUGUCUGCCCCAGGUUCACUGAUACACCAGGGCAUGUCUGAUGGGAGCAGUUACCUAAAAAGGAGGGCGGAGAGGGAGAGUGGCAGGUGCUCAAAACAGAAACUAAACUUCUCUUUGCCAGAGCCAGAGAGGAACUUCAGCGAGCUUUCCAACAGCAGCUGGUCUGAGAUGAGCCCCUGGGUGAUUGGCAACAACUAUCACUUGUACCCCCUGACCCCAGAGAUCGAGCAGAGACUCAUCCUGCAGUAUCUCACACCUCUGGGGGAAUAUCAGGAGCUCCUGGCAGUGUUCAUGCAGAUGGGAGCUCGUGAGCUGCUCAUGCAUUAUAUGGAUCUAAAGCAGACCAAUGAUGUGCAGCUCACCUUUGAGGCUCUCAAGUACCUAGCUUCUCUGCUGCUGCACAAGAAGUUUGCUGCAGAGUUUGUGGCUCAUGGAGGAGUUCAGAAGUUGCUGGAAAUCCCCAGGCCAUCUAUGGCCGCCACUGGAGUGUCCCUGUGCCUCUACUACCUUGCCUAUAACCAGGACGCCAUGGAAAGGGUGUGCAUGUUGCCCCACUCCAUCCUAUCAGAUGUGGUUGGUUACACGCUGUGGCUGUUGGAGUGCUCGCAUGCAUCCGGCUGCUGCCACGCCACCAUGUUCUUCUCCAUCUCCUUUUCGUUCCGUGCCGUCCUGGAGCUUUUCGACAAACAAGACGGGCUCCGACGCCUUGUCAAUCUGAUUAGCACAUUGGAGAUCCUGAACCCUGAGGACCAGGGAGCGCUGCUGAGUGAUGAUGAGAUUUUCUCCAGCAGGCAGACAGCCAAGCACACCUGCAUGGCCCUGCGCAGGUACUUUGAGGCACAUCUGGCAAUCAAGGUGGAGCAGGUGAAGCAAUCUCUGCAGCGCACAGAGGGGGGUGCCCCCAUUCAUUCCCAGCCCUACUACAAGGCUGUCAGCUACAGCCGUGAGCAGGUGGUGGAAAUGAUGGAGUUUCUGAUAGAGUACGGCCCACUCCGACUGUACUGGGAACCAGCAGAGGUCUUCCACAAACUGUCUUGUGUCCAGCUCCUCCUGCAGCUCAUUUCCAUUGCCUGUGAAUGGAGGACCUACUAUGGCAGGAGUGACACAGUGCGGUAUGCCCUCGACAUCCUGAGUAUCCUCACAGUUGUUCCAAAGACCCAGCUGUUGUUGUCUGAGGCUGUUGCUGUGCUUGAUGAGGGAGGGUCUACUGUUUCCAGUGUUGGAAUGAGUAUAGUCCUGGCGGUGGCAGAGGGAGAGGUGUUUGUGAACGAUGCCGAGAUUCAGAAGUCGGCUCUGCAGGUCGUCAUCAACUGCGUCUGCGCUCCAGACAAACGCAUGUCCAGCAUUGGCAAGUUCAUUGCAGGCACUCCCCGUCGUCGCCUUCCCCAGCAGACCAAAGCCAGCGAGAAUGUGCUCACUAAGAUGUGGAAUGUGGUGCAGUCCAACAAUGGCAUCAAGGUGCUGCUGUCCCUGCUGACGGUGAAAAUGCCCAUUACAGAUGCAGAUCAGAUCCGAGCUCUGGCCUGUAAGGCUCUGGUGGGUCUGUCUCGCUCCAGCUCUGUCAGGCAGAUCAUCAGCAAGCUGCCUUUGUUUAGCAGCGGACACAUCCAGCAACUCAUGAAGGAGCCUGUGCUCCAGGACAAACGCAGCGAACAUGUCAAGUUCUGUAAGUUUGCGGCUGAGCUGAUAGAAAGGAUUUCUGGGAAGCCCUUGCUGAUCGGUACGGAUGUGUCUCUGGCAUGGCUGCAGAGGGCCAGCGUGGUCGCUCAGUCCAGGAUCACCUUCCCUGAGAAAGAGCUGUUGUUGCUUAUUAGGAACCACCUUGUGGCAAAAGGCCUCCAUGACACGGCCAACACGCUCACCAAGGAGGCAGAACUCCCGAUGGCAUGUCUGUCUCAUUCUUCACAUUCAACUUCUGCUUUCCCUCCUGUCGCUCCUCCUCCCACUGCCUCCCCUGUUGCCACUCUACCCCGCACCCCACGGCUGGCCAACGGUGUCGGGUCAAGACACGGCAACCAUCCCUCUCAUUCAUCCACCCCAGGAUCCAGCCAUCCACCAACACGCCCUUCCACAUCACAACCCACCGGGUCUUCUUCGACUGCUUUCCCCUCAACAUCUGUGCCCCACUGUAGCAAUGGCUCCCCACUGAUCGGCCGAAUCAUUUUCUCUCGGGAACGGCAAACAGGGUGUGGUACGGUGAGCUGCAAGAAACCCCGGGUACUGAGGCAGAAGUCUGACCAUGGCGCCUUCAGCCAGAGUCCAGCAAUGAAGAAGCAGUUUGACAGGCACCUCCCCUCCCCCCCUGCAUUAGACAGCAUCAUCACAGAGUACCUGAGGGAACAGCAUGCACGCUGUAAAAACCCUGUCGCAACCUGCCCGCCUUUCUCUCUCUUCACCCCCCAUCAAUGCCCAGAGCCCAAACAGAGACGCCAAGCACCCACCAACUUUACAUCCAGACACACACGAAGAGUUAUAUAUCCUAAAUACGGAGGAGUAGAUGGAGGGUGCUUUGACAGACAUCUCAUCUUCAGCCGGUUCCGUCCCAUCUCCGUGUUCAGGGAGGCUGAUGAGGAUGAGAGCGGAUUCAUGUGUUGUGCCUUCUCAGCUCGUGAGCGGUUCCUGAUGCUCGGGACGUGCACAGGGCAGCUCAAACUCUACAAUGUGUUUACAGGCCAGGAGGAAGCCAGCUACAGCUGUCACAGUUCAGCCAUCACUCACCUGGAGCCCUCACGGGAUGGCUCGCUGCUUUUAACGUCAGCCUCCUGGAGUUACCCUCUGUCUGCACUGUGGGGCAUGAAAUCAGUGUUCAUUAUGAAGCACUCCUUCCUGGGAGACCAUUAUGUGGAGUUCAGUAAGCUGUCACAAGAUCGUGUCAUUGGAACUAAGGAAAAUAUAGCACGUAUUUAUGACAUCCAAACGGGUCAGGUGACUCUGACUCUGAACAACCCAGACCUGGCCAACAACUACAAGAGGAACUGCGCCACCUUCAACCCCACAGACGACCUGGUUCUGAACGACGGCGUGCUGUGGGACGUGCGCACGGCUCAGGCCAUCCACAAGUUUGACAAGUUCAACAUGAACAUCAGUGGUGUGUUCCACCCCAACAGCCUGGAGGUCAUCAUCAACACGGAGAUUUGGGAUCUGCGGACCUUCCACCUGCUCCACACAGUUCCUGCACUGGACCAGUGCAGAAUAGUCUUCAACAACAACGGCACUGUCAUCUAUGGAGCAAUGUUGCAGGCUGACGAUGAAGACGACAUGAUGGAGAUGCAGAUGAAAAGUCCGUUUGGUUCAUCGUUCAGGACCUUCAAUGCCACUGACUACAAACCAAUUGCCACUAUUGACGUCAAGAGGAAUAUAUUUGACCUUUGCACGGAUACAAAAGACUGUUACCUAGCUGUGAUCGAGAACCAAGACUCUGUCAACACUGACACUGUCUGCAGGCUGUAUGAAGUUGGUCGGCAGAGACUUGCAGAGGAAGAGGAGGAGGACGAGGAGGAUCAGGAGGAUGACGAUCAGGAGGAAGACGACGACGAUGACGAUGACUCUGAUGAUGAUGUCGACACAGAUCCCCUCAUCGCCGAGCUAGAGAAUGAGAACGGUGGCGAGGAUGAGGACGAUGAAGAGGAGGAUGACGGGAACGAUGAAUUCUCUCCCUCUGAUGAAGAGGUGGCUCGUCUGCUCGAAGAAGACGUUGACGUCGGAGACGACGAGGACGAGGACGAUAAUGAUGAGGACGACUCUGAUAAUGAUGAUGUUGAUCUGGAUGGAGACAACGACAGCUCCGACAACUCUGACCUUGAGGAUGACAUCAUCUUAUCCCUGAAUGAGUGAGGAGCGACGGGCGUCUGGGACGGAGCAACCGGACAACAUGUCAAGACUUCUGCCUCAUAGAUAUUUGAGCUGCAGAACAGGAGGCAAGAGGAGAGGAUGAUAUCAGCAGAUAAGGUGGGAGAUAACUUGGAGCACUGCCAGUUUGAAACAGUAGGUGUCUGCACACUGUGGGACUGUAAGUGACAGGACCAACGGAGAUCCCCCCCCCCC